CGUACCAAUGCUUCAACCAACACAUCCAAAUUUCAGUAGCCACAAAAUUCUCAUCACUUGCACACAAGAUUAAUUAUUCCAUAUGGGUCAGAGGCUUUCCUGCUUCCACCGAGGCAGCGUCUCCCGGCAGGUGCACCAGCCGGACUCGCCAGCGCCAGCCAGGGUCAUCGCCGCCGACGGCUCACUGAAGGAGCUUCCAGCGCCGUCGUCCCCCCUCGCCGCCGUCUCCGACGUGCUUGGCCUUGACGGCCAGACGCCCGUGGCGUCGUCCUUCGUGUGCAACGCCGACGCGCUCUACUUCAACGAGCACCCGCCGGCGCUGGCCCCCGGCGACCUGCUCCGGCCAGGGCAGGUGUACUUCGUGCUCCCCGCGGACUUGCUCGGCCGGCCGCUGUCGGCCGCCGACAUGGCCGCGCUGGCCGUGCGUGCGAGCGCGGCGCUCGCGUCGUCCGGCAAGCCACAGCAGCGGCGCGGCGGCACGAGCAAGAAGGCGCUGCACGUCAUGCCGGUGCAAGAGUACGCCGAGAACGACGUUGACUUGUUUAACGAGACGCUCAACGAGCUGACGUUAGGGCAGGCCGGGGCGUCCCUGAUGAGCCCGGCGAAGAAGGGCGAUGAGAAGCUCGCCGCAGCGGUUGAGCGGUCGCGGCUGAAGCGCGCGCUGAGCAUCAUUCGAGAGUAAGCGCGCUGUUUUUUCGCGACCGUGCCCAAGGAACGUGUCAUUAAGAGGAGAAGAGAAAUUUUUUAAGCGCUGAGCAUCAUUCGAGAGUAAGCGCGCUGUAGUUUCUUCGUUUGUUUUUUUUUCUUUUUGGAAACCAUUUUGUAAGCUACAAGCUUAUAAUGGUUCAGUAUAGAUUUAGGAAAAAGGAGGGCUCUUGAGAUAUGAAAGAAAAAAUUGAAUAAUCCAGUAGUUGCAAAAUUACAAUAAUCCAAAAAAACCAUUAGUUGCA
Molecule: messenger RNA, 950 nt
Organism: Panicum virgatum (switchgrass)
Lineage: Eukaryota; Viridiplantae; Streptophyta; Magnoliopsida; Poales; Poaceae
Exons: 1
Coding region: 83-682 (199 amino acids)
Source: RefSeq, a predicted model, not a curated record